GAGACAGAAUUGAGCAAGUUACAGCAACCCUCUGGAUUCCUGGACCUAUGGCAUUGUCAGGUAGAUAUGGCAACAAUCAACCUUGCUCUGUGGCUUCAAGAAAGGUUCGAAAAGAACGCACUGUGUACUCUGAAGAACAAAAGCGCCUGCUGCAAGAACAUUUUGAUGCAUGCCAGUACCCAGACAAGGAGAAACUUGGGGAGCUGGCAGAAUUGGUUCAUGUGACAAUGACAGAGAUCAAGACCUGGUUCAAGAACAAGCGGGCUAAGUCCAAGAAGACAAAUAUCCAGAAUAUUUCAGAAGCUCCGCCAGAGACAAUUGGAAGCUCUAAUGCUGUUUUUGAGUCAACCCAUUUUCCUAUUUCCAUACCUCUUGUUACCACUGAGAAUGGAGAGUCCAUGUAUUCAGGCACAUUUGAUGUGGAUUCCGAUCCCAAACUCAACUGCAGCCAGGAAUCUUCUCUGCCUCAUUAUCAGGCCUGUGAUGGACACAGGCAUAGCCAGGAAGAAGUGCUUGUUGGCCAUUCCCUUGUUACAGCUGGAGACUGUUCAUUAGUAGCAGUUGAAGCCCAGAUUGAUGUAGCAGUAGCUGAAGCUCCAGUUGACCUUGUAGCUGCUGCCCAAGCCCCAGAGGAUGCUCAAGGUUCAGGUCCAUCUGCAGAGGAGCUCUGGCAAAGGAUCCUUGAAGACUUUGACAAUGUGGAGGACUGGCUUACUCUGACAUAGAACCCAACUCCAUGUUCCAUCUCUUAGCUCCUCGACCAGUCCAGGCCUUACAGCCUGGAAUGAAGAAGUGUGUUAUGCACACCAUUAACCUCAGUAUUUGGGGAAAUUAAGCAGUCUUAUCUGUAGGAGUUUCAUACCACUGUGCUUUAUAUAGUAAGGUUGUUCCAAAGUCAGUUUAGAUAUUCAUUGUUUAUUGUUAGAUUAUAUGCUCAUUAAAGAAAGGAAAAAAAAAUAGUGUGAAACUCCUUGAAAUGGAUGGUUCAGAUGUGACACUACUGAGCAAGGGUGCAUCAUCCUGUGCUAUGAUGUUAAAUGGAAGAUGACAGAGAGGAGACACAGUAUGAGUGAGCCAGGCUGCUGAGUUGAGUACAACAAGCACAGUGUAUCAAGAUUCUACUAAAAUCUGAAGGUUCCUAAAGGAAUAUGACAUCCUUUGCUGGGGAGAGGAGUGAUGACAGAGGAGCACAUGGGCUUUGACGAGCUGACAGCAUCCUGCGUUUUCACCCUGGGUGUUUGUGUCCUUGUUUGUAUUAUACUAAUGAAUUGACAUCACAUAUACGUUUUGCUAUAUUCUCUUUUAUCCUACACACUAAAACAAAUACAUGAAGAAAGUACAAAAGUAAUGGAGAUGAGAUCUGGUAAGGGAUGAAAAAUGCAUUGUUUCAAUCAGGACUUGCAGGAUGGA
Messenger RNA from Mastomys coucha (southern multimammate mouse), 1410 nucleotides. Its product is annotated as homeobox protein DLX-5-like. NCBI's taxonomy places the organism in Eukaryota, Metazoa, Chordata, Mammalia, Rodentia, Muridae. The record is from RefSeq and is a predicted model, not a curated record. Gene Ontology annotation, molecular function: DNA-binding transcription factor activity, RNA polymerase II-specific; RNA polymerase II cis-regulatory region sequence-specific DNA binding. Gene Ontology annotation, biological process: regulation of transcription by RNA polymerase II.